GAAGAAGAAGAAGAAGAAGAAGAAGAAGAGGAGGAGGAAAUAGGAAAGAGGAGGACCAGCAUGGCCGCUAUCGGGAUUCAUUUCGGUUACACCUGUGCUUGUGUCGCUGUGUUCAAGGAUGGCCGGGCGGACGUGGUGGCCAACGAUGCAGGAGACCGGGUGACUCCAGCUGUGGUGGGCUUCAGAGACACAGAGCAGAUCGUUGGAAUAGCAGCAAAGCAAGGUCAGGUCCGGAACGCGGCCAACACUGUGGUGAAGGUGAAGCAGGUCCUGGGGAGAAGAUUCGAUGAUCCUGUGACUCAGACGCACAAAGCGGAGACCAAAUGUCAGGUGGUGGACAAGGAGCAGAGGCCUUACUACGCGCUGAGCUGUGGGGAGCGAGCGGAGCUGGUGGCCCCGGAGGACGUGGCGAAGCUCAUCUUCAGGAAGAUGAAAGAAACGGCUCAGUCUGCUCUGGGCUCUGAUGUCACCGACUGCGUCAUCACCGUCCCCUUUGAGUUUGCACAUGCUCAGAAGAGGGCUUUGAGGGAGGCGGCGGAAGCUGCCGGCUUCCAUGUGCUGAGAAUGAUCCACGAACCCGCCGCCGCUCUGCUGGCCUACAACGUGGGCCAAGACUACUCGUCUGGGAGCAGCCAUGUCCUGGUCUAUAAGCUGGGGGGGACGUCCCUGAGUGUGACGGUGCUGCAGACCAACGGGGGGAUGAUCCGGGUGCUCUCCACCCGCACCGAACACAGCAUCGGAGGGGAGAGCUUCACCCAGGCGCUGGCUCAGCACCUGGCCUCAGAGUUUAAAAGAACCUUCAAGCACGAUGUGAGCAGGAACCCGCGGGCCCUGCUGAAGCUGAUGAACAGUGCAGACAUGGCCAAGCACUCCCUGUCCUCCCUGGGCUCUGCUAACUGCUUCGUGGACUCCCUCCAUGAUGGCGUGGACUUUGAGUGCAGCGUUUCCAGAGCGCGCUUCGAGCUGCUCUGCUCCUCGCUGUUCAACAGAAGCAUCCAGCCAAUCAGGGCCCUGCUGGAGGAGGCUGGCCUCUCGGCCACAGACAUCAACACGGUGGUUCUGUGCGGCGGGUCGUCCAGGAUCCCUCGCCUCCAGCAGAUGAUCCGGGAGAUGUUCCCAGAUGUGGAGCUGCUCAAUUCGUCUCCUCCUGAUGAGGUCAUCGCCGUGGGGGCGGCCAUCCAAGCCGGGCUCCUGGUGGGCAGGGACGGCCUGGGCCCCGACGACGAGUCAGUGGCUGUGGAUGUUUGUGCUGCAGACAUCCUGCUGAAGGAGUUGGAUGAAGCAGGAGCUGAGACCUUCAGGGUCCUGGUUCCCCAGGGGACCCCCCUUCCUGCCCGCAGACACCACAGCCUGUCUGCUGAGGGCAAGAUGGCCUCCCUCUGCCUGGAGAUCUAUCAGAGGUUAGACGGCGAGCAGCCAGAGAGACUGUCCAAGCUGGUUGUGCGAGGCCUGCCGCCCAGCGAGGAGCGGCGCCGCGUGGACGCUGUGAUCACCAUGAAAAGGGACGGCUCCUUUCACCUUUCUUGUGCCGCUAACGACGACGGAAGAUCGGAGGCGGUCACCAUAGCGGCAGCAUCAUGAUCCACGGCUCCUGGCUGUACCACCCAAUAAACAUUGAACUGUGGAGCUGCUCUGUGUUUGGUCUCCACUGGGGAGGGAAUCUGACGGGAAUGUUCCACUGAUGGCCAGCAGGUGUCACCCUAAGAGAGGGGUGGACAGGAAGCCAAUCAUUCAUUUUUGCUGUGAUUGGGGCGGGGCGGUGUUAGGGGCGGAGCAAAGGAAGCGCUGCAGCUGAUGGCUCCUGUUCAUCAGAAACACCAAUGACAGAAUUAGGACUACAGGAAACAAAGUUCCUUAGAGCUUUUCUAAACCCCAAACAUCUGGAUGAGAACAUCAGCAGGAGAUCAGGGAUGGAGGAGGAACCCAUGAGAUGAUGAACAGGUCCUCCCUGUUUUUAUUCUUCAUUCUCACCUGCUGACAGAAGAUUCCACCUAAAUACAUACAAUGAUCCAUUACAAUUCAACAAAUAAACCCGUAAUGUUAUCA
Molecule: messenger RNA, 2046 nt
Organism: Cyprinodon tularosa
Lineage: Eukaryota; Metazoa; Chordata; Actinopteri; Cyprinodontiformes; Cyprinodontidae
Gene: hspa14
Product: heat shock protein 14
Exons: 14
Coding region: 61-1581 (506 amino acids)
Biological process (GO): protein refolding; cellular response to unfolded protein
Cellular component (GO): ribosome; cytoplasm
Molecular function (GO): ATP hydrolysis activity; heat shock protein binding; ATP binding
Source: RefSeq, a predicted model, not a curated record